This is a messenger RNA of Phyllopteryx taeniolatus (common seadragon), 3588 nucleotides long. RefSeq names its product solute carrier family 50 member 1 (gene slc50a1). The record is from RefSeq and is a predicted model, not a curated record. Bases 163 to 813 code for a protein of 216 amino acids. NCBI's taxonomy places the organism in Eukaryota, Metazoa, Chordata, Actinopteri, Syngnathiformes, Syngnathidae. Gene Ontology annotation, biological process: carbohydrate transport. The transcript has 6 exons. Gene Ontology annotation, cellular component: membrane. Gene Ontology annotation, molecular function: sugar transmembrane transporter activity.
GCAGCGCAGAGUCACCGAUCAAUUGAUUGCAAACACGGAAAUCCAGACGGAAGAGAAGCCUACAGAAUUCUGCUUGUUAAGACAAAAUUUAAAAAAAAGACAAAAAAAGCAGACAUUACACUUCAAAUAUCUAGAAUAUUUAUUUAUUUUUUUGUCCGUUUUAUGGAUUUGCUGCAGCUUUUAUCAUGGGCGUGCAUCGUGUUCACACUCGGGAUGUUCUCGACUGGAUUAGUCGACCUAAACAAGAUGCAAACAUCCAAGAGCACAGACAACAUCCAAUUUCUGCCUUUCCUCACCACAUGUGUCAAUAACCUCGGAUGGUUAUGCUAUGGGAUGCUGAAGAGAGACCGUACACUUAUUGUGGUCAAUCUUAUUGGCGCUUUACUGCAGGCCCUCUACAUCAUCGUAUACUUGAAGUACACAAAACAGAAGAGAAAGGUACUGUUACGAAUAGUUGCAGUCGGAGUGGUGGCGACCAGCGCUGGGUUGUACUUCACAAUGUUUCUCCCUCCGGGCGACGUGCAACUCAACCAGCUCGGCCUCGUCUGUAGCGUGGCCACCGUCAGCGUGUACCUGUCACCGCUUGCCGACCUGGUGGCCAUAGUGCGUAGUGGUAACGUGGAGCGCUUGUCCUUCCCUUUGACAGUAGCCACGUUCUUCACCUCCACUUCCUGGUUCUUCUACGGCUUCCAGUUGAACGAUAAUUAUAUCAUGCUCCCUAACCUUCCUGGAAUCUUCACAAGCGUCAUCAGAUUUUACUUGUUUUGGAGAUAUGCCUCCGUCAGCCCUUCCUAUAAAUCCAUGCUGAUAUGACCACAUCAUAUACAGUAAUGUGCAUGUUACACUAAGAGUAAGUGCCACUGUGUAACAGGUGGCAACAAUGUCUACAUGUCAUAAAGUUACAUGAAAAACAUUUAUUUUACAAGGAUGUAUUCAAGAAUACAUAGGAAAAAAAAAAAUCUUCAGGUGUGUUUUUUUUUUUUUUUUUUUUUUUAAAUAAAACUUCCCUUCAAGUGCCUUCUUUUGGGUACGAGGGAGUACUAGGGACACACUGAAAAGAAAUUUUCACAGUAAACCUGAGAAAAGGAAAAACUUGUUACGGGAAUAAUGUCACAAUGUUACGAGUCUUGAGAAAAAGAUGGAAUCUCACAAGAUGUCAUAUUACCAGUAGGAAUUCUUGUUUUUAUGAAAAAACUAGCCAUAGUUCUAUGAAAAUAAGGUGUACAUUUUAACAAAUGAAUGCCAAUUCUCACGCAAAUUUCAUACUUAAUGUAAAAUUAUGACUUUCUUCCAGUUUCUGUAAAGUUAAAAUAAAUGGCAGUAUAGCUUGUAAAUUUGACACACCACUAAGAAGAGUGUUGUUAACAACCCUGUCAUAUUUAAAUGAUUUAAAAAAUUGUCAGGUCUAUAAAAUGACUUGUGACACUUCCAAAUCAUGAAAAAUCAGGCCAUUCGUUCAGCGUCUCCACUGAAUGUUUGCGCUGCUAAAAUAUAUCUACUUAAAGCCUCUAGUGGCUGGAAUACAUCCCAGCGAGUCGUUGAAGGGCUUUCUGCACCCUGACGAGAGGCUAGCCAUCAGCUAGCUCGGGAGCUAACGGGCUACCGGAGCCUCCUCGGAGCUGACACUUCAGUGAAAGUCAGCCGUUUAUUUACACAGCGGCACACGUUAGCCUGUGGCUCACACAAAAUGACAGAAGUUUGAGCACAUACUUCCUGCUAGUUGCAUACUGUAUCUACCCACAAUGCUUUGCGUAAAACAAAAUACAAAACACAUGGGAAUUUAAAUAACGACACCAAGCUGUUCUGUGCAACCCCAAUUCCAAUGAAGUUGGGACGUUGUGUUAAACAUAAAUACAAACAGAAUACAAUGAUUUGCAAAUCAUGUUCAACCUAUAUUUAAUUGAAUACACUACAAAGACAAGAUAUUUAAUGUUCAAUCUGAUAAACCUUUUUGUUUUUAGCAAAUAAUCAUUAACUUAGAAUUUUAUGGCUGUAACACGUUCCAAAAAAGCUGGGACAGGUGGCAAAAAAGACUGAGAAAGUUGAGGAAUGCUCAUCAAACACCUGUUUGGAACAUCCCACAGGUGAACAGGCUAAUUGGGAACAGGUGGGUGCCAUGAUUGGGUAUAAAAGGAGCUUCCAUGAAUUGCUCAGUCAUUCACAAGCAAAGAUGGGGCGAGGUUCUGUUUUUAUUUAUGUUUAACACAACAUCCCAACGAGCAGCACGGUGGGCGACUGGUUAGAGCGUCAGCCUCACAGUUCUGCGGGCCGGGGUUCAAUCCCCGGCCCCGCCUGUGUGGAGUUUGCAUGUUCUUCCCGUGCCUGCGUGGGUUUUCUCCGGGCACUCCGGUUUCCUCCCACAUCCCAAAAAGAUGCAGUAAUUGGAGACUCUAAAUUGUCCGUAGGUGUGACUGUGAGUGCGAAUGGUUGUUUGUUUAUGUGUGCCCUGCGGUUGGCUGGCAACCAGUUCAGGGUGUACCCCGCCUCCUGCCCGAUGAUAGCUGGGAUAGGCUCCAGCACCCCCGCGACCCUAGUGAGGAGAAGCGGUUCAGAAAAUGGAUGGAUGGAUGGAUGGACAACAUCCCAACUUCAUUGGAAUUGGGGUUGUAAAUUGUGGCAUCCAUGCAAGAUGCCCUUUCAGGGUUUAGCCAUAGUUAGCUUGCUAACUGCACGCUGUAGCAGUAGAAAUCAUAUAAAAGGUACAUUUCAAUAAAUUAGAAUUGUGUCAAAAGCUUUAUUUGGUAAGGUAGUUCAAUUCAUUCAUUCACAAUCAAUAAACUGUGAAAAUAAUUUUUAAUUAAGAAAUUCUCUAAAAAAGCAUUUUCUCAAGUGUUUAAUGAAUGUAUAUGCAUGAGGACUGAAAUAUAUAUAUAUAAAUAUAAUUUUGUUUUCUUUUUAAAAAAUCAAACUGUAUUUUAUCAGAAACAGAAUCAUCUUUAUUUUGCCAAGUAUGUCCAAAAAACAUACAAGCAAUUUGUCUCCGGUCGUUGAAGUUGCUCUCGUACGACAACAGGAAUUUAUUUUAGUAAAAUGACAACUUUUGUGCCCAGAAAUUACAGUUUUAUUCUCAGAAAAAUACAACUUCUUUUCACCUAACAUUAGGGCAUUUUCUCGUAACAUUACGUUUUCUUUCUCUUGCAUAAUUUUUCUUUUCAAUCUGUUUUCAAUACUCCUUCGUAGUGGUUGUUGUUAAAAAAGUGACAUUUUCUGAGCCGCCAACAUUUUCUAAUAUUACUAUCUAAUGAGAUUUCAUUGAAUUGUUUUCUACAAUCCAAAGACUUUGUUGUUUACAGGCUGCUAUUUUGAAUAUAGGGUACUCGUGUGGAGCAUUGUCUUUCUUCUGUCUUCUGUCGGAAAAAUAGUUUUCUACUCUAUUACCUCUUGUGCCUGUCCUUAUUAGACAACAUAUCAAUGCAUAUCAGUGGCAAUAAGUUGUUUUUUUUGUUGUUUUCUAAUUGCUGACUGUUAACAUUGGCUGUUUUUGCAAGCUUUUUUUUUGUUUUGUUUUGUUUUUUUUAAACUUUUUUAAAAUGUGCAAAUGGACCUAAGAAUAAAUGAAAGCUGUUGCCAAUAAAGGAUGACAAAGUG